Messenger RNA from Heterostelium album PN500, 1062 nucleotides. RefSeq lists its product as uncharacterized. Gene Ontology annotation, cellular component: cell periphery; cytosol. Gene Ontology annotation, molecular function: cysteine-type carboxypeptidase activity; cysteine-type deubiquitinase activity; K48-linked deubiquitinase activity. NCBI's taxonomy places the organism in Eukaryota, Evosea, Eumycetozoa, Acytosteliales, Acytosteliaceae. The transcript is spliced from 5 exons. Gene Ontology annotation, biological process: protein K48-linked deubiquitination. The record is from RefSeq and is a predicted model, not a curated record. The coding region runs from base 1 to 1062 and encodes 353 amino acids.
AUGUCUGAUACCGAUAAAAUCAAUAGAACGUUCAACAGUAUUAGAAUCAGUAACAACAGUGAUGAUGAGUAUGUAGAUGAUAUACAAGUAAAGAAAUAUAAAUAUCCUGCUAAAGAUGGACAGGAUCUAGAGUUUGAUAUUACACCUGAUGCUUGUCAGCGCUUUGGUUUCUUCUUUGGUCAGCUUGUUUCAACACCAAGUGGACCAGCAAAAGUUAUUGGUGUUAGAAAUGGACAUCUUUGGUUUCAUAUUGAAAAAGAUAUUGGUGCAACCUAUUGGGAUAACGGUAAAGAUAAUAAAUCGUUGAUUGAAGAUUUGAAAAUUAAAUUGGUUGAAAAUCAAUUUUUGGAAAUUGAAUGUAAAGUUAAAGCAAUACAAUAUAAUGAUAGAACAGUACAGAUCGUUUUGAAUGAAAAUAAACCACAAUCUAUGUUGGUGGCUAUUGCCAAUGUGUUGUUGUUGCUCGGAAAGAUCACAUUCGACACCGAAGAUAAGAAUAAAGUAAAGAUGAGCCAGAUCGGUGCACUCGUCUACAAAUACAUGGAAGGACAAUGCAAGUCCGACAAAGAAAAACAGAAUGCACUCAACAAGUAUCGUGAAGACGAACUCCAAUUGCUCAUCUACUCGGGCGUAAGCGAUGUCAACGUAAAAUUCUCUGCCAUCGAUCAAUUCGAAAUGAAAUCGAUCUACAACAUCUUUAAUUUCGUUAACAUCAAGCUAUAUCAUGGUUGGAUCUAUUCAGAGAAUGAAGAAGGAUAUGAUAUAAUUAUGGAACAAAAUCUUACACACCACGAUUUGGAAGCAAAGAUGAUAAGAUUUAUUGAAAUAUUCCCAACUAUGUCCAUUCAAUUUGAACGUACUGUUAAAGAUUUCUUGGCAGGUGAACAACUGACAUAUGAUGGUUACAGAUCACUAAAAGAGAAACUUGAAAAUAAUCAGCUAUGUGUCUUUUAUAGAAAUAAUCAAUUCCAAACUCUGAGAAAACAAGAUAAUGAACUUUACACUUUGGAGGUUGGUCAGAAUCAUUCAAACACCGCAUGGAAUAAAGUUGAAAUCAUUUAA